AAAGCCAUUUUUAGCAUAAUAAUCAUUCUCGCUUUUUGUCUUUGUUUUUCUUCAUUGAAGAUAAGUUUCACGAAAAGCUCUGCUUCGUCUCUUCUACGACGUUAUGGGUCUUCUCUCCAACAGAAUCGAUAGAUCGGGUUUGAAACCUGGAGAUCAUAUCUACUCCUGGAGAACUGCUUACAUCUAUGCCCAUCACGGAAUCUUUGUUGGAGAUGAUAGAGUCGUCCAUUUCACUAGAAGAGGCCAAGAAGUUGGAACCGGGACUGUUCUAGAUCUUAUACUUGUGAGCUCAGGUCCAUCCCGAAACCACACGCAUUGUCCAACGUGUGUUCCACCGAACGAAGGUCACGGUGUUGUUUCCUCAUGCCUAAACUGUUUCCUAGCCGGUGGUGUCUUGUACCGGUUUGAGUAUUCGGUCAACGCUGCUCACUUCCUUGCCAAAGCGAGAGGAGGAACCUGUACACUUGCUGUCGCUGAUCCGAAUGAGAUUGUUGUUCACCGGGCUAAACACCUCCUUCAAAACGGAUUUGGAUGCUACGACGUUUUCAAGAACAACUGUGAGGAUUUUGCUAUAUAUUGCAAAACCGGAUUGCUUGUUCUUGAGGGAAGGACAAUGGGACAGAGCGGUCAGGCAGUGUCGAUUAUAGGUGGACCAAUUGCUGCAGUUUUGUCCACGCCGAUGCGGCUUGUGACUACAAACGUUUAUGGAAUGGCUGCUACUGCGAUUGGUGUGUAUUGUGCGAGUAGAUACGCUACUGAUAUUGGAAUGAGAGCUGACGUCGCGAAAGUUGAAGCAGAGGACCUCACAAGAAGGCUGUCGUCAGGACUUUUCCAAGUACUUGAACCUCCAUUGGCAGUCAUAGCUUUACCAAGCACGAGUUAAUAGAUAAGCUUAAGCUUCCCCAGCUUAUCUCACUGUUGUAUUUUUAGGUUUGCCUUACUUCUAAAACUAUUCAAAUAAGAACACUGCUUUGUAAAACUUUAAUAUUUCUUAUAUGUAAUUGAUCAUGGUAUGAUGCAAACUUAUAUAA
Arabidopsis lyrata subsp. lyrata is the source of this 1031-nucleotide messenger RNA. RefSeq lists its product as uncharacterized. Bases 104 to 883 code for a protein of 259 amino acids. The transcript is spliced from 3 exons. NCBI's taxonomy places the organism in Eukaryota, Viridiplantae, Streptophyta, Magnoliopsida, Brassicales, Brassicaceae. The record is from RefSeq and is a predicted model, not a curated record.